AUGCCUGAUUUCCUUCAGGCUCAGGCCGACUCCAACAUCCCCAGCUUCAAAGUCAAGGUCACUUCUGAAUGGACAAAAGCAUUCCCCAUUAUGGGCAUGGACGAUGAUACACUUUCGUCGGAGGCACGGCAGAAAAUUGCUGAACAAAUGCAGGCCCAGCACACAAAGGUGGUCCAGUGGUUUUACAACGCAAGCGACUCCCGCAAGCGAAAAACUAAACCGGGUGCUCAUAUCAAAAUCGAUCCCGGGAACUCCACGCGUGCUCCUCAGAAAAUCGAAAUCUUCGAAAAGCUCUGUGAUGGGGCUGCGAUCAUCCAGAAGGAAUUGAGCGAGGAAAUCGCGCAGCUAUCUGCCAAUGGCGAAGUUAUUGAUAACAGAGUACGGAUGGAGAAGCGUAAUGCCAUUCGAAAGGCCGCAUUGGCUAAUGCUGACGACAGUACGCGAGCCAAAGUCGAUCUCUUGUACAAUGAGCAGAUACUGGAACACCGAUCCAAGAAAAAGCAGAAGUCUUCCACUGAUGCCACUUCUCUUGAGCCUCUGCAUGGUAAGGCCCGUGCAAAGUUUCUCAAGAAUAUUCCGACUGCAUGUCAAGAGUUCGGCGACACUAUAUCUUCUUUAGGAAGUGCAACGACACUUACACUUGUCAGUGCACGCUGCCCACAGAAUAAUGGUCAUGUCUGUACAUGGGGACACGUCGUUGGUAAGAACAUGGCUGGUUUGAACUUCUCACAAGCGUAUGCGGGAUAUCAUCAGCAUGUAGUCCAGGCUUUUGCUCAGUUUGCAGCCGAUAUACUUCCUCCCAUACCGGCUGCAGAUCUCAUCAAGAAAGACAAAAAUGACUCUGUGCAGGACGUAGAUGGUGACUGCUCAAUGACUGCGGAAUCUUCAAGCGCUCCCACUACACCCACAACCGUUAACUCUUCUGACGUGGCGCUGUCAAAACCUCCAGGCGAGGCUGCUUUGACUGCACUGCCACCUUCAUCGGGCUCUCAUGACAAAAUUGCACUACCAUCCCGCUCAUCUGACUCGCCUUCAAUGCCUAGAGUUGUAGACCCUUUGACUGCACUUUCCAGCUUAUCUCACGAGGCGUCAAUAUGUGGAGCCGAAAUCGCUUCAGCUCGGUUACCUUCUAACUCUUCUGGCUCGGCAUCAACGACAAUAACCGAAGGGGCUGGUCUCAUGGGUACAGGUGGUUUACCAGGCGUUCAGUCACAGGCUAUCGUCAAUACUAGUGUUACCGGAGAGUAUCCAGGGGUGGUGUCAGCUUUUGGAGCUCAAAACUUCCCUGCAUCUACAUCAUUACCGAUGUCUCCUUCAUCCCUCUCAUCUCAGAGUCAGUUCGGCAGUCAAUAUGCCCUCACCAAUGAUUUCUCUGCAUUCGCACCAAACACGUAUGGUCUUCCAUCCAGCGCACUUGACGACCAGCUCCUCUGGGCUGACGGUACUUUGAACAGUCUGAAUCAUAAUAUGAUGAAUCUUUUCAUGGACGCUGAUUUGGGACCAAAUAUGAUGCUCUUCAACGAUAACGCAUCUUGGAAUACCAAUCUCUUCUCCGGAAUCAAUAUAGCGGGACUUGCUCCCGGAAGUCCUGGGCUUCUUUCUCUUCCCUCGUUGUUGCAACAAUCUGAUUCUACUAUCAGCUCCUUCCGUGGGUCCUCUCUUGAAGGGUCGCUACCUAUUUCAUCCAGCUCCUCUGUGCAAAGCCUCUCUCCAGUACCUGACUCCUCCAUAGGUAUUUCCUUGCCAGAGUUGAGUAUCGAAGGCACCUCUACUUCCAUUGCUCGCGUUACAGGUCCAGCACCUAAUCUCACCUAUGAAAACCCUUUGGGUGCAACUCCUGCUGCCAUAGCUCCCUCAUCGGAUCCAAGAUCCUCCAUCAGAAAGGCUGGCACAAAAUCCGCCGCUGCAAUUGAUCCAGCAGCAAAACCGAGGUCCUCCAUCGCAAGUACAGUGGUAUCGAGCACGGGCAAUCUGAAUACCUCUCUCGAGGACUCAACUGCGAAUAUCAUGGAUUUUUCUCUAGCAGCACUUGAAUCGUUCCAGCCAUCCGCGGAUGCCUCUACAAUGCUUCCACCUGAAUUCACGUUCGAGCAGAUGACGGCUGGCUACCAGGGUAUUCUUGACACUGGUCUGUCAUCCUCUGUGCGUCCUGUUUCAAAGGUACUUUCACCUGUCGUUCCCCCAGCUGUCAUUACCCCGCCUGCCGUUACCCCGCCUGCCGUCACCCCGCCUGCUGUUACCUCGCCUACUGUUCCCCCACCCGCUACACCUUCUGCUCCCCCACUUGCUGAGCCAAAAAAGAAGCGGGGUGGUCAGAAAGGAAAAAAGGCUAAAGCUCAGAACACCGUGACAAAGCAAAAGAUUGCACCGGAAAAUGUGAGGAUUGAUGCCACAUUAGAAGACACCAUAGGUCCAGAUGAGAGGACUCAGAAACGGUCGAGAUCUUUUUCUAAGAGUGAAGACAUCGAUGUGUUAAACAAACGUUUGAAGUCGGACUCAGUACAGCCGCAAGUUGAUCAGUGUUCUACAGCUACCAGUGCUUCAGCAGGAGUUACAACAACUCAUAGUGGGCGGACUACAGUUGCGCCCCGGCGCUAUGUCGAAGAGUAG
Lentinula edodes (shiitake mushroom) is the source of this 2610-nucleotide messenger RNA. RefSeq lists its product as uncharacterized. Lineage: Eukaryota; Fungi; Basidiomycota; Agaricomycetes; Agaricales; Omphalotaceae. The transcript is spliced from 5 exons. The record is from RefSeq and is a predicted model, not a curated record. Bases 1 to 2610 code for a protein of 869 amino acids.